AUGCCUCUUCGCACAACUCUGGCCGUCGCCGCCGCCUGGGCAAUCAUGGCCUCUGGUGCCGCCGCCGCCACCACGUCCGACACCAUCGGCCCGGCCGCCUUUAUGUGGCCGCCCGACCGUGUCUGGUCCGCCGACGCGGACAACACGGCGCCGUGUGGCUCCAUUGCCGGUGUGCAGAACCGCACCGUGUUUCCCCUCCAGAGCGGCAAGAUUGCACUCGUCGCCCAGGAUGAGUCGUAUGACCUGGAACUCGCCGUUUCCUAUCUCGAGGACCCCAGGAGCAACGGCGACUUCCACAACCUGAUUGACAUGGCCGCCUUCAAGGACAUCAAGCUCGGCCACACCUGCGUCACGCUCCCCGACGCCGCCCCCUCGGUCAAGGCCGGCACCAACGCCACGCUGCAGAUCAAGUACAUUGCCGACUUUGACAAGCCCGAGAACCAGACCUUUUACGCCUGCGCCGACAUCACCUACGUCGCCAUUUCCGACUUCAAGGAACGCAUCCCGUGCUUCAACGCCACCGAGCCGAGCCCCGGCGACAACGCGUCCAAGACGGGCGGCUCCGGCGCCGGCGCCACGGCGACGGCUUCGCCGAGCGCCACGCCCGCCGCGUCGAAAAAGUCGGGCCUCUCCGGCGGUGCCAUUGCCGGCAUCGUCAUCGGCUCGCUCGCCGGCGUCGGCCUGAUUGUCGCCGCCGCCCUGUUCAUCUUCCGCCGCAAGCAGCAGCGCCUGCGCGUGCUUCGCCAGCAAAACUCGGAGCGCGGCAAGUGGGCGGCCGGCGGUGCCGAGGCGGCGCGCGACUCGCAGUCGCAGGGAAGUGUCCGGAUGAACAAUUUGUAA
Cordyceps militaris CM01 is the source of this 840-nucleotide messenger RNA. RefSeq lists its product as uncharacterized. Lineage: Eukaryota; Fungi; Ascomycota; Sordariomycetes; Hypocreales; Cordycipitaceae. The transcript is spliced from 3 exons. The record is from RefSeq and is a predicted model, not a curated record. The coding region runs from base 1 to 840 and encodes 279 amino acids.